Molecule: messenger RNA, 1961 nt
Organism: Cicer arietinum (chickpea)
Lineage: Eukaryota; Viridiplantae; Streptophyta; Magnoliopsida; Fabales; Fabaceae
Product: protein IQ-DOMAIN 5
Molecular function (GO): protein binding
Source: RefSeq, a predicted model, not a curated record
GAGGACAAAAUCCCAUAGAAAAAUAGUGUUAAAAUAGAAAGAGAGAUAGGUUGGAAACAGUGUCAACUCAAAGCUGCAGAAUUCGGAUGAGUGGAACUCGGUAUUUGACUCAGUGAGUGAGUUAUGAAUCAACUGCUACUAAAAGUAAAAGUUGAGAUUGCGGUUGAGAAACCGUUGCAACACUUCAAAAUCCUUUAGAUUGCAGCCACAAUUGCAGCUGUGGAUCGUAAUUUAAAGCCAUUUAUAUGUUUAAUAACUAUGUUAAUGCUAGAUUGAGAUAAAGUGAACGACAUAAUGGGUGUCCCAGGGAAGUGGAUUAGAGCAUUGGUUGGUCUAAAGAAAUCAGAAAAGUCUGAGUCCUCGGAGAAGGAUGGAAAUAAGGCUAGCAAGUUUCGCCAUCGGAGAAAGCACUCAAUCGAAAUUGACAGUAGCAAACUUCAAAAUGAGUUUGAUCAUGAUGAUGGUGCUGCACCUAUUGGAGAUGCAGAUCAUGCAAAUCCCCAAUCAAACCUUGAUGCACAUUAUUCUCCGUCUACUUCACAACAAGUACAAAAUGCUGCACAUAAUCCUCAAAUCUCGAGAGAAGAAUGGGCUGCAAUAUGCAUUCAAACAGCAUUUCGAGGAUUUCUCGCCAGAAGAGCACUACGAGCUUUGAAAGGAUUGGUACGGCUUCAGGCCCUUGUAAGAGGUCAUGCAGUAAGAAAACAAGCUGCAAUAACUCUCCGUUGUAUGCAAGCUUUGGUGAGGGUUCAGGCUCGUGUUCGGGCACGGCGUGUUCGCUUGUCGUUGGAAACUCAAACAGAACAACAAAAACUUCAGCAACAGCUUGUAAAUGAAGCUCAUGUUCGAGAAAUUGAAGAAGGUUGGUGUGACAGUGUGGGUUCUGUUGAAGAAAUUCAAGCCAAAAUAUUAAAGAGGCAGGAGGCUGCAGCAAAACGUGAGAGAGCCAUGGCAUAUGCUCUAGCGAAUCAGUGGCAGGCAGGCUCAAGGCAGCAGGCUGUUUCUUCUGGCUUUGAACCCGAUAAAAGUAGUUGGGGUUGGAAUUGGUUGGAAAGAUGGAUGGCUGUACGUCCUUGGGAGAAUCGUUUUCUUGACAUUAAUAUGAAGGACGGAGUAAAGGUAGACGAAAAUGAUGUCAUGGAUGGUAGGAACGGCGUCAGACCUCAGUUCAGGUCUACCACUGUGAAAUCAGUUCUGCCAAAUAUUCAUCCAAUCGUUGCAAGUCACAAAUCCGGUCCUUCCUUCUCUGAUGGCUGUGAUUCUUCUUCCCCUAGCAAGUCAGCAGGUUUGAUUGAGACAUCGAACACACAAUCUGUUAAACCAAAAUCUGAUGCAAAUGUUCAAAAUCCCGUUGAAGAAACCAACUCAAAGUCUAGAAAUCAAAGAUCUCAAAGUAAUCCUAAGGAGAGAAAUUCGCAGGCAGAUAAACAGGCAAAAAAGCGAUUAUCUCUUCCUAACAACGCAGGGGUUGGUUCCGCAGCUCAAACGGCCAAAUAUCCUACUAGAACUAAUGUGAAAGGGACGCGAAGCAUGCAAAAGCCUACAAGGGAUAAACCUAAGCUCAAUGAAGGAGGGGAUGGGAAUCUUACUAAAUCUGUUCCACAACCUGAAGUUGGGUAACUUUUAAGUAUUGAGAAACUACUUCAUUCUCCAUUGAGGUCCUCAUGUGAAAUUUGUCUGUAACAUAUGUAAUGCAUGAGGCAAAGAGUUGAGGCGUUGCAACCGGAAUGUACAUGUUCCCUUCAUCCACCAAGACGCUGAUGUGGUUUGAUUGUUGAGAUUGGCUUGGGUUUUCAUGAUCAUGUGAUUUGUCAGGUGGUUACAUACAUCUGUUGUAAUUAUGCAUAUUUGUUGUUGUGAGUUAUGUGAUAAUGCGGUAUAUUUAUGUUAAAAUGUACUACUUUUAGAGUGCCAUUGCCUUCCAUUACAUUGCUAUUGUCAAGUUGAAAGGUAUUUUCUUA